UCUCUCUGUCUCACUGUCUCCAACUCUAUCGGCGAGUACCAGUAAUUGGUCCCCUCUCCAUCUCCUCUCUUUCUCCAAAACAGUGACCUGUGGUCCAGUUCAGUGAGAGCAGUGAAGGAUUCCAAACCACAUCUCACUCUCUAAGUAAAAACGGCCAUUCCCACAACACCAACAAAUGUAGAUUUACAUUCUCAACUGAACUGGAUCAAGCUAAGUAUUUCUGAUUCCAAGGGUCUUGUUUUUUUUUUUUUUUUUGAAGUACAUUUUUAAUGUCAAAAACUACUUGUAUUAGAAAUGUGAGGGUGUUCCUUUGAUUUAUUAAUAAGAAAUGGAUCAUACAACACUAAUAAGUCAAGGUUUAUUUUCAUCAUCCACAAAUAACAACAACAAUUCAUCAUUUACUAGCAACAAUAAUAAUAGUAGUACUGGUUUAGCUGAGAUUUGGCCAUUUUCAUUAGGAGUAGGAGGAGGAGGAGGGGGUGGAGAAUCUAGUAAUGGUAUUUUUGGGAAUUCUAAAAAGAAACAUUUCUUAGAACAUAAUUUGAGUGGAUUUGGGAAUCAGAGUAAUGGGGUUGCUGAAGAAUCAACAGUAACAACAGAUCAGAGUGGUAGAAGAAAUAAGAGAAGAGAUUUGGGAUUGAACAAUAAACCAACAACUUCUGAGGAUGAUGGUGAUGAUGAAUUGACUAAGGAAAUGAAAGAUAAGCGGUUGAAAUCGUCGGGAUCUAGAGAAGAUAAUGGCGAUGUGAAGUCGGAGAUGGAAGCGAGUUCGGGCGAGGGUAAUAAGCCAGCCGAACAAACCGAAGUAAAAAACGAACCCCCGAAGCAAGAUUUCAUUCACGUUCGAGCGAGAAGAGGUCAAGCUACUGAUAGUCACAGUCUAGCCGAGAGAGCUAGAAGAGAAAAGAUCAGCGAGAGAAUGAGAAUUCUCCAAGAUCUUGUCCCUGGAUGUAAUAAGGUGAUUGGGAAAGCUUUAGUGUUGGAUGAGAUUAUUAAUUACAUCCAAUCUCUACAGCGUCAGGUUGAGUUCUUGUCGAUGAAACUUGAAGCGGUCAAUUCAGGUCCCAGCCCAAGCACCGAAGGAUUUCAAUUUAAAGAUUUUGGUGCACAACAAGCAUAUGAAACUACUGGAGUAGUUUACGGGUCACAGGCGACAAGAGAAUACAUCCAAGGUGGAUCCCCAUCAGAGUGGUUACAUAUGCAGGUUGGUGGCGGUGGUGGUUAUGAAAGAACAGCGUAAGAUAAACAUUCCCCGCUCGUCAAUGGCAAUAUCAGGGUAGCAUCUUCAUCUGAUUAUCAAGUAACAGUUACUCCCUCGUCAACCUUCUUACUCCAUUUCUACGUCCUGCUACGGAGUUGUGUCUCUGUUGAUAUUUAUUAUUAUUGUUGAUAAUCGAUAAAAGAUGUGAGCACCCUUUCCAUUGUUCUAUGCAUCCAAAAUAUCUCUGCAUUCCUUAUUAUUCUUCAUAUGUAUCAUUAAAACAGGAUUUUAGUUCCUGCUGCUAUUGUAUUAGUGUAAACUACAGAGAACCAUCUGACAAAUGAAUUGACUUCCUUCUAACUCUCUAAGGAUGAAAUGUAUCACUUCCUAUUACCCAGUUUUUGUGUCA
Messenger RNA from Papaver somniferum (opium poppy), 1610 nucleotides. Its product is annotated as transcription factor BHLH089-like. Bases 329 to 1240 code for a protein of 303 amino acids. The transcript is spliced from 6 exons. Lineage: Eukaryota; Viridiplantae; Streptophyta; Magnoliopsida; Ranunculales; Papaveraceae. The record is from RefSeq and is a predicted model, not a curated record. Gene Ontology annotation, biological process: regulation of DNA-templated transcription. Gene Ontology annotation, molecular function: DNA-binding transcription factor activity; protein dimerization activity. Gene Ontology annotation, cellular component: nucleus.